AUGUCAUCAGCGCCAAACACAAACCCUAGCGCCAACGCAGACAAAGUGGCUACGACCACGCAGGCACAUCACGAAAACGAGCAUCAGCAAGAGUCUUCCGCUCAGAAAACGCCCCUGCCGCUCCCGGAGCCGAGUCAGGUCAGCGAUGCCACGCAGCUACCUAUAGGCGGUGAAGGAGUGAAACUAGAUCACCUGGGCCCGUUAGUUGUUAACGAGGACGGCACGAUGAGCCGUAUUUCCAACUGGACCGAAAUGGCCGAGAUCGAGCGGAAUAAUACGCUGCGGAUCUUGGGCAAGCGAAAUAAGAUGCGUCUAGAUGCACUCAGAGCCAAAGCGCAGUCUUCAGAGGGUCAACCCGGGAAUGGAAGCUAA
This is a messenger RNA of Daldinia childiae, 372 nucleotides long. RefSeq lists its product as uncharacterized. The record is from RefSeq and is a predicted model, not a curated record. NCBI's taxonomy places the organism in Eukaryota, Fungi, Ascomycota, Sordariomycetes, Xylariales, Hypoxylaceae. The transcript is spliced from 2 exons. Bases 1 to 372 code for a protein of 123 amino acids.